GGCGGAGACGGAGCCUGGCACUUAUCCUUUGACUAAGUUCUGAGGGGCGGCCGGACUUGUGCAGUGCAGCUGUGGUUUCACGAUGGACUGCCCUGAGCUCCAAGGGGCCGUGGACAAUUCUGAUUUGAUGGAGAAUGGACGUGAAAGCACAGAGGAACAUCUGGAGAAAUUUCUGAAACGCCCAUCCUCUGCUGUCGUUACUGCGCGGUCAGGAAUCUUCCGGAGGGUAGGCCUCAAAAUCCCUGGCCUUGCCUGCUUUUGGCGACCGAGAAGGAGGUCAAAUCAUUCAGACAGAGAUAGCGCUCAGUACUCAGUGUCGGAGAGCUGAUCAGAGCUCAAAGUUUUCGGAUGACUCAGUUGGAUUGUGGUCGGCAUUGCAGGGAGUUUUUUUCUUCCUUCUCCCGUCUGCGUGAGAUGUGGGACAUUUGAGAAACUUUGAACUUUACUGUGCUCACAGACUUCUUCACCAAGUUAUGCCCAGCUCUGGCGUCAUUGCUUCGAGAAGCCGGUGUGGAAAGUAGUCGUUGACCUGUCGCUGAGUCUGACACCACUCACAGCAGAGAGUGAGGAGGUUGUAGGUGGUCCCAUCUCCCUCCAGUUCACACAGCAACACCUCAUCGGGAGUCACAUAAUGUCACCGGCUGAACUGAGGGUUGUGCUGCUGAUCCUGGGUUUUCUGGGAGGCAAAGUGGCCAGCUCAUCGCUCAACCCGGCAGGGAUAGAAAGCGUGCCCGGGGGGUGGCCCGACUCGGAUUCGAACUCGGGAGCCUCCGCUCAGGAGUCCGUCGCUGAUGCCACUGUGCCACCAGCCGUCACAGACUCCACACUCGGUGAUCCGUGUGUAAACCACACCGUCCUGGAUCAGCCCUGGAGGAGCACGAAUUGUUCCAACACUGAGUGUACCGGUGGACAAUGGAUGGGUGAUGGAAAUCUUGAAGUGGGAUGGUACAGAUUUAACAGUUCCGGAGGAUGGAAGAUUCCCGAGAUGGACAUUCCACAUCACGGCUCUGGAACAUCACAACAUCACGGCUCUGGAACAUCACAACAUCACGGCUCUGGAACAUCACAACAUCACGGCUCUGGAACAUCACAACAUCACGGCUCUGGAACAUCACAACAUCACGGCUCUGGAACAUCACAACAUCACGGCUCUGGAACAUCACAACAUCACGGCUCUGGAAAGAAGCCAGUCUGGUUAAACGGUCCCCAUCCCAACGUGGGAGAGGGGGAGGUGACCAGGACUGUCUGCUUCACUGUGGGUGAAGACACCUGUUACCAGAGCCUGGAGAUCAGGGUGAAGAACUGCUCUGAUUACUUUGUGUAUUGGCUGAAGCCGACACCCCAACAGCAGGGUUUAGCUGUGUACUGUACAGAUUCCCAGUCAGACACAGCUGCAGAACCCCAGGCAUCGACAACUGGAGAACCAGGUCCGGGUUUGACCACCACCCCAGCAGGGUCUGUGAUCUCAGAACUGGAGACUUCCACACUGGAACAGUCUACAGGAUUGUCUACUGGAGAACACACCCAGGAACUGUCCUCUGUCCCAGCGGGAGACACAUCCUCAGAUUCCCAACCAGACACAACUCAUAAACCCCAGGGAACAGUGACCCGAGAACCUGGUCUGGGUUUGACCAUCACCACAGCAGGAUCUUCAAGCUCACUUACAGAUCCCCAGAUAGACAUAACUCCAAAACCCCAGGGAACAGCGACAGACCUGGAGGUUUCCACAAUGGAUCAGCCCGAUGGAUCAUCUACAGGACAACCCACUCCAUCACCAUCCUCUGUCUCAGUGGGAGAGACAUCCUCAGACCUGGAGGUUUCCACAAUGGAUCAGCCCGAUGAAUCAUCUACAGGACAACCCACCCCAUCACCAUCCUCUGUCUCAGUGGGAGAGACAUCCUCAGUCACAGACUCCACACUCGGUGAUCCGUGUGUAACCCACACCGUCCUGGAUCAGUCCUGGAGGAGCACGAAUUGUUACCACACUGAGUGUACCAGUGGACAAUGGAUGAGUGAUGGAAAUCUUGAAGUGAGAUGGUACAGAUUUAACAGUUCUGGAGGAUGGAAGAUUCCCGAGACGGUUGUUCCACAGGGUCACUGUUCCGGGGAGACCCCAGGCUGGUUAAAUGGUCCCCAUCCCAACGUGGGAGAGGGGGAGGUGACCAGGACCGUCUGCUUCACUGUGGGUGAAGACACCUGUUACUGGAGCCUGGAGAUCAAGGUGAAAAACUGCUCCGGUUACUUUGUGUAUUGGCUGAAGCCGACACCCCAACAUCAGGGUAACGCUGUGUACUGCACAGAUUCCCUGCUGGACACAACUUGGGAACCCCAGGGAUCAACAACAGGAGAGCCUGCUUUGGGUUUGACCACCACCGCUGCAGGGUCUGUGAGCUCAGACCUGGAGGUUUCCACAAUGGAUCAGCCCGAUGGAUCAUCUACAGGACAACCCACCCCAUCACCAUCCUCUGUGUCAGCAGGAGGGACGUCCUCAGAUCCCCAGUCAGACACAUCUCAGGAACCCCAGGGAUCUGCGACUGGAGGACCUGGUCCGAGUUUGUCCACCACCCCAGCAGGGUCUGCAAGCUCAGAUCCUGGGACUUCCACAGGGAAACAGUCCGAAGGGUCAUCCACUGGAGAUUUUUCCCAGGAAACACUUUCUGUCCCAGCUGGAGACACAUCCUCAGGUAGUUCCACAGGGAAACAGACCGAUGGAUCAGUGUCUGGAGAACACACCCAGAAAUCAUCCUCUGUCCCAGCAGGAGACACGAGCCCAGGUAGUUCCACAGGGAAACAGACCGAUGGAUCAGUGUCUGGAGAACACACCCAGAAAUCAGGAGGCACAACCUCAGAUCCGCCGAAUUCCAAAGGGACCAGCCAGAAGCCGUCCUCUGGCCCAGAGGGAGAGACAUGCUCAGUGAAGGGGCUCCCGUCAAAGGACGAGUGUGAGAAGAUGAUCAACAGUGCCCAAGUGUUGAUCCUUGGGCAGAACAACCUGAGAAACUCCCAGGAGCAAGAGGCCUACCUCCGUCAGGUGCGUCAGAUGCUGAUCGAACAGCUCCCCUGCAAGCACGUCCUGUCCAACAGUAAACACGACAAUGAGGGAGGGAAGUGAGGAGGAAGGUGUCAGAUUGUGGUCUUCCAGCGUAUCACAGGAUGAUGGACGGUGGUGAUGUGUGUGACGGGUGGACUGGGGCACGAGGAAAUCUAAAUGUUGGUAAAAUAUCUGCAUUAGCAUGUAUCUGGUUGUUCUUCUGUCAUCUCUGUAGCUUAUUAACAAACAAGUUACGCUUCUGUUAGUUACCGAUUUGAAUUAUUUCUCAAUUCAAUGCAAUAAUGGCUUUAAUCCAAGUAAUGAAAGACACAUUAGUGUUCCUGUAAUGUGGCUCCGAUUAUUUCUGUAUUUCUUAUGCAUCCAAUGAUAUUGUGUUACUGGAGGAUGUACCACUGUUUUACUUCUACACUGAUCAGUU
Mobula hypostoma (lesser devil ray) is the source of this 3470-nucleotide messenger RNA. RefSeq names its product mucin-5AC-like. The record is from RefSeq and is a predicted model, not a curated record. The transcript has 26 exons. Bases 632 to 3112 code for a protein of 826 amino acids. NCBI's taxonomy places the organism in Eukaryota, Metazoa, Chordata, Chondrichthyes, Myliobatiformes, Myliobatidae.